UUAGCAUUUGGGCUCUUGUUCUGCCUGUAGGUUCCAACGUCGAUCUAUCGUUUUGUUGAUAAGAUUGCAAACAGUAUACUGAAUUAUGGCGUCUGCUAACUUAUUGAGAUUUGUAGAUUUCGGUCGAAAGAUUAUUUGUGUUGGUCGUAAUUAUAGUGAGCAUGCAGUUGAGUUGGGGAAUGCCAUUCCAGAAAAGCCACUUCUUUUUUUAAAACCAACUUCUGCCUAUGUCGAAGAAGGAAGCCCAAUAAAAAUACCUGUUGGGUGCUCAUCACUUCAUCACGAAAUUGAACUGGGUGUUGUCAUCAAAUCUAAAUUCACAAAGGUCAAGCCUGAAGAUGUUAUGAGUCAUGUAGGAGGUUUUUGUUUAGCAUUGGAUAUGACUGCCCGUGACUUCCAAGAUGAGGCAAAGAAGAAAGGCCAUCCUUGGACACUUGCAAAGGGAUUUGAUACAUCUUGCCCUGUUAGCCCCUUCAUUCCACGAGAACAAAUUUUGGAUCCACAUAAUGUUGAACUUUGGUGCUCAGUCAAUGGAGUUGCCAGACAAAGAGGUCUAACUAAGGACAUGAUUUUCAAUGUUCCUACAUUGCUAAGCUACAUUUCCACAUAUUUUACAUUGGAACCCGGUGAUGUUGUGUUAACAGGUACUCCAUCUGGUGUUGGUCCUGUUAAGGUUGGGGAUGUGAUAGAGGGUGGGAUCACAAAUGUGUUGACAAUGAAAUUUAUGGUUGAAAAAUGAGCUAAUAUUUAAUAAUGUGAAUUUAGAAAUUAUGUAAAUGAUUCACAGAAUAGUUACACAUUAAACAAAUAUGAACGGUCA
This is a messenger RNA of Daphnia carinata, 820 nucleotides long. Its product is annotated as fumarylacetoacetate hydrolase domain-containing protein 1-like. The transcript is spliced from 2 exons. The record is from RefSeq and is a predicted model, not a curated record. NCBI's taxonomy places the organism in Eukaryota, Metazoa, Arthropoda, Branchiopoda, Diplostraca, Daphniidae. The coding region runs from base 86 to 739 and encodes 217 amino acids. Gene Ontology annotation, cellular component: mitochondrion. Gene Ontology annotation, molecular function: acetylpyruvate hydrolase activity.